CUUCCAGCAACUACAAGCGCAGACAGGGGAGAUGCAAGCGUUCAUCGGGAAGUUCUUGGCGUUUGCGGCAUUUGCAGCGCCACAGGCGUCGAGUUACUCAAUGUACGCAAUGCGUGUACCGAAUGGCGAUAAGGUUCCCGGUGUGACCGCGCUUGGACAUUUGGAUCCAGUGUUGGCUGGGCCGAUGAACGAGUUUGGCAUGGACAUGAUCGAUGCUGACUUCCAUUGGACUAAAAAGUUCUGCAUGAAAGACUCGGACGGCGACGGUCAGACAAACGGACAGGAAUUGGGCGAUCCGUGCUGUGAGUUUGUAUUCAGGAAGAAUCCCAAGGUGCGCUGGACGGAGGGGAUCUCGCAUCCUGGAGACGCCAGUUUCAUGACCGACCCGAAGCUCUGGGAGGGGCUGGAGUGUGAAGAGUCCGUAGAUACAGCAGCGAGGCCGGCUAAUGCGUCGGGGGAGGCCGGUAAGGAAACCAAAACUGAUGGUACAGCGGUCAUGACACACGAGCCAGUGUCGAAUACGACGGUGCAAGCUGAAAAGCUAACGGAGGAUGCAGAGCAGUCCUUGAAGGUGUCCAGUCAGAAGACGGUGGGUGGCAACGAGACGGCCGUGGACCAAGAGGUUGUCGUUCAAAACAAGACAGCUGGGGCUUCGUCUGCGCUCUUCUCGUCGAGUUUGUUAUCAGCGGCAGCCGUUCUCGGCCUGUUGGCGUUCGUUAUGGUGCGCAUGAGGCGGCGGCGAAGUCAGUGGACUCUUCUGCCUCAACAGGGACGACGCGCACAGUAAGAGUGUACAUUGUAAUUUGAUCCGUUGAACAAUUCACUUGAAAUGCCGCGUUGUCUGUCGAUUUCCUGUCGCAUCAAUGCCACCGCUGCCAUUCUCCGCUUCAACCAU
Messenger RNA from Phytophthora nicotianae INRA-310, 895 nucleotides. RefSeq lists its product as hypothetical. The record is from RefSeq and is a predicted model, not a curated record. The transcript has a single exon. The coding region runs from base 32 to 787 and encodes 251 amino acids. NCBI's taxonomy places the organism in Eukaryota, Oomycota, Peronosporomycetes, Peronosporales, Peronosporaceae.